AUGCCACCAGAAAAGAAAAGUGAUGGGGAUGUAGGAAGGGAUCCUUUAGUUCCUGACUGGGUAAAACCAGAGGUCUUUGAGGAUUUACUCAAAAAACAGGUGCCCAAUUUCAAAAAGACUAAAGCCCUGAGGGCUAAGGCAGCGCUCUCCGCUGGGGAGAACUAUGCCACUGUAAUGCUGCGAGUGGAACUAGAUGUGGAAACUAAAGAUAAUUCAGUCCAGACUAGAGCCUUCAUGUUAAAAGCGCCGCACCAAUCGGAAGCGUAUAGACAGAUUCUGGAAGAAAGGGACAUUUUCGAAAUAGAGCGAGGAAUGUACUUGGAAGUGGUUCCCGAAAUGGAGCAAAUGUAUCGUAAUGUGGGAGUGGAGGUCAAGUUCGGGGCAGAGGCUUAUGAGAUACCCGCGAGCGACUACUAUGUCCUGCUGGAGGACCUUAGGCCGCGAGGCUUCCGAAACGCAGAUCGCCUCAAGGGCUUAGACCAGUCACACACCGAGAGUGUUCUGCGAAAACUGGCCCAGUGGCACGCUGCCUCUGCAGUUCGGGUAGAUACCAAAGGACCCUAUAAUGAGAAAUACACGGCGGGAUUCUUCAAAAACAAGCAUUUUACAGAUGUUUUCCUCAACGGCAGCGUCAAGACAUUGCUACAGCACGUUCAUAACUAUGAAGGCCAUGAAGCUUAUAUAAAAGAUUUGAAAAAGGUGUCGGAUAAAGUAAUCGAAAUUAUGGAUAACUUAAAUGAUCCAAAGCCGGACGAAUUUAACGCCCUUAACCACGGCGAUGGUUGGUCAAAUAAUAUAAUGUUCCAGUAUAAUGGGAAGAACGAACUCGCCAACACAUAUUUCGUGGACCUCCAAGUCCCCAAAUGGGGAACAGUGGCCCAGGAUCUGUACUACUUCUUGAUUUCCUCAACGAGCCUAGAUGUUAAACUCUCAAAGUUCGACUAUUUCAUUUGGUUCUAUCACUCGGAAUUGGUAAAACACUUGACCCUCUUAAACUAUUCAAAGCCAUUGCCAACUUUGAGGAGUAUUCACGAGGCUCUUAACAAAUAUAGUGGUUGGGCCUUUAUAUGUUCUGCCAGCAUAUUGGGGUUUGUACUGCUGGACCCCACAGAUGACGCUAGUUUCGAAAAUGUAAUGGCAGAGGAUGCCAACUUCAAGAAGUCAAUCUUCACCAACCCCAGGUACAAGAAGCAUAUGGAAGCUCUUCUACCAUGGUUGAAACACCGGGGAGCUCUUGAAUGA
Molecule: messenger RNA, 1242 nt
Organism: Drosophila bipectinata
Lineage: Eukaryota; Metazoa; Arthropoda; Insecta; Diptera; Drosophilidae
Source: RefSeq, a predicted model, not a curated record